AUGCCCGUGCUCCCGCCGUGGCGGCAGCGGACCUCCAUUUUUCACCGUUCGGAGGGUCGUGUACAAAGUGUUGACGCGACGAGGAUUUCUCUGGUGGCGGCUGCAGGACUUGUCGCUUCACAAUCAGCUACGUUUACCGUCCUCUAUUUGUUUCUUCCCGAGGGACUGGCAGGUUUGACGCAUUUGAUGGUUGCGGCGGUGCUGUUCAACGCAUUUAUGUUGUGGAAUUGGGGGUCUGAUCCGGGGUUUGUGACUUCUUCGGAGGAGCCUUCAACGGCAAGGGAGAGGGCGAUCCGUAGAUGGUGUUCUGUGUGUCGUCUGUUGCAGCCCCUGCGGACCAAACACUGUGACAAGUGCGGCAGAUGUGUCCGGAAGUACGAUCACCAUUGUUACUGCAUUGGUGGUUGUGUUGGCGAGUUCAAUCAUGUGCGUUUCGUUCUUACUUUGGCGUCUGCAGUCCCUUAUUUUGUCCUUCUACCACCGGCACUACUUAAAUGUUUUAGUCUCGGGGAUAUCAUAGACCUCGACCGCGUCAUCAGUAGGAAUAUCGUUCCCUUUAUUUUUGUUGCAUACACCACCAUUCAAUUGGUACUUGUGCUCUCUUUGCUUGGGUUGCACUGCACUCUGUUGCUCAACAACAAGACAACGUGGGAGCUCUCUUCCAGAGGCCGCAUCACAUAUCUGGAUUCAAGGGCAGCGAACCCCUUUAACAAGGGGAUUGUGCAGAAUGUUUACUUUCUUUUUCGGCGGAAGCCCAUAAACUGGUAUUCAGUAUUGGAAGAGGAUGAAUGUGCCCUCGUCUAA
Trypanosoma brucei brucei TREU927 is the source of this 804-nucleotide messenger RNA. RefSeq lists its product as hypothetical. The record is from RefSeq and is a predicted model, not a curated record. Gene Ontology annotation, cellular component: Golgi apparatus; endoplasmic reticulum. Bases 1 to 804 code for a protein of 267 amino acids. Gene Ontology annotation, molecular function: protein-cysteine S-palmitoyltransferase activity. Gene Ontology annotation, biological process: peptidyl-L-cysteine S-palmitoylation; protein targeting to membrane. Lineage: Eukaryota; Euglenozoa; Kinetoplastea; Trypanosomatida; Trypanosomatidae. The transcript has a single exon.